AUGUCAUCCAUCAAUAUUACAACCCUGCCGCGGAUUAAUCGUGAUGCCCUAGCCGCAACCCUGCAAGCUGGUACCACCCCCGCUAAGUUGGCGAUUAUUGAUGUUCGCGAUUCAGAUCAUAUUGGUGGCCACAUUAGUGUAUCUACUUGGGUACCCAGCUCCUCCCUUGAUGUCCGGAUGCCAGAGCUCGUGCGGACCCUGAAAGACACCGAGAAGGUCGUCUUCCACUGUGCUCUUAGCCAACAACGCGGUCCUUCGGCUGCCUUACAAUAUGCGCGAGAGCGUGAGCGUACUUUUGGUGCAGAUGAGGGCCGUAAGCAAGAGGUCUGCAUCCUUGAAGGUGGCUUCGUGAAAUGGCAAGAAAAAUAUGGCAAGGACGACGCUUUGACUUUGGCCUAUGUCGAAGAUAUCUGGCAAGAGUACUAA
Molecule: messenger RNA, 426 nt
Organism: Penicillium angulare
Lineage: Eukaryota; Fungi; Ascomycota; Eurotiomycetes; Eurotiales; Aspergillaceae
Product: phosphatase YCH1
Exons: 2
Coding region: 1-426 (141 amino acids)
Cellular component (GO): cytoplasm; nucleus
Molecular function (GO): protein tyrosine phosphatase activity
Source: RefSeq, a predicted model, not a curated record